Messenger RNA from Chelonia mydas (Green sea turtle), 1917 nucleotides. It is a transcript of the gene DAZAP2, whose product is annotated as DAZ associated protein 2. The record is from RefSeq and is a predicted model, not a curated record. Bases 167 to 673 code for a protein of 168 amino acids. Lineage: Eukaryota; Metazoa; Chordata; Testudines; Cheloniidae. The transcript has 4 exons.
UCCUUACGUCAUGACGCCACGCGGCGAACGUAAGACGUCAUCUCCCCUCCUCUGCCCCCGCCCCCUUCCCAGCGCCGCAGUGACAAUAACAAGGAAGUGAGCGGAGCGGACGGGCCCGGAACCGGCCGCAGCGAGUCCUCGAGCCCGAGCCGAACCCCGCGCCGCCAUGAACAGCAAAGGUCAAUAUCCGACACAGCCAUCCUACCCAGUGCAACCUCCUGGUAAUCCUUCUGUGUACCCACAGACAAUACCUCUUCCUCAAGCGCCACCUUAUACCGAUGCACCUCCUGCUUACUCUGAGCUCUAUCGUCCAAGCUUUGUGCAUCCAGGGGCUGCCACUGUACCUACUGUGUCUGCUGCAUAUCCUGGUACUUCUCUGUACCUACCCAUGGCACAGUCUAUGGCUGUUGGCCCAAUGGGCUCUUCAGUUCCAAUGGCAUAUUAUCCUGUCGGUCCCGUCUACCCUCCUGGGUCGACUGUCCUUGUUGAAGGUGGUUUUGAUGCCGGAGCAAGGUUUGGGGCUGGUGCUACUGGUAGUGUUCCUCCACCUCCUCCUGGCUGCCCUCCCAAUGCAGCUCAGCUGGCAGCCAUGCAGGGUGCCAAUGUGUUAGUGACGCAACGGAAGGGAAGCUACUUCAUGGGGGGCUCGGAUGGUGGCUACACUAUCUGGUGAACACAGAGGCGAUGUUUGUGUAAGGAAAGACAUCACAUACUGUCAGCACUUCUCACAAUGUAACUGCUUUAGUCAUAUUAACCUGAAGUUGCAGUUUAGACACAUAACGGUGGGGUGUCUUCCUGGUGCCCAACCCUUCAGGCACUUUUAAAAUUUAAUAAGAAACCAUGUAAUGGUAGCAGUGCCUCUAUUAAAGAGGGGUUAAUUCAUGAAAUGAAUGUGAGCUAAGCAGCCCCACAGAUCUUCCUUUAAUUCCACUGGAGUAAUACUGCAGCACUGUCUCUUGGCUUUUAUUAAUCAACUGUCUAUAAAUUGUGGGGGGUGGGAGGAGAAGGGUCGGAAAGAAAUCUGACUUCAAAGUAUCAAACUAUAAUUCUUGCAGCUCAAUCUCAAAUCUAUUGCUUAUCAAUAGGAGUGAGAUUCAUGCAUCCUCUUUCUCCUUCCAUAGAUGGUGCUGGAUAGAAAGCCAGCACAUUAAUUUCUCUGGUGGCCAAAUAGGGCUUUUUCUCCCUCGCGACUUCACAGUAGAAUGGAUCCCUUGAAGCACUCUCUGUGCUCACAUUCGCUCUUCAUUUUUCUCCAGGAAGGUAUGCAGCUUGGGUGUGAUAUGGGAUGUUCUUUUGAUACGUUCCCAGUAGCGUUGGGACUCCUUUGCACGUUGAAUCUAAUCAAAGCCAUGCUUUGGUGCCUGAAACACAGUGCAACUCCUGUUCGAACGUUUCAUUAAAUGCAAACUAGACUUUUAAAACUACAGCUUAAUAACAAAACCACAUUUUUAAAAGCAACUUGUUGUCUUGACAGCAAAACUUAAGGCUAUUACUCAGAACAGAGAGACGGGUUUCCAUCUGUGCUUGAGUGUGUAGCAACUGUCAAUCAACACAGGUUAGCUUGGUGAAUGGCUUGUUUUAUGAAUGCAUCCUUUUAAAAAUGACUUGAGUAUAAUGAAGUCUUAUUAGGGUUAAGAAGAAUAUUUCAGGGAUCCUCAAUCUUUUGGUUUUUAUUUUAUGAAGAAAAAAAUCAGAUUUGGUGAAUAUAUUUUAUCUUGAGGUUUCAGUUGAAUCUAAAUCUCUGUAUUCUAUGUUGUGUUCAACCGUACAACUGACUGUUCUGGAAGUUCAGCAUUAUGUCUCUCUCUGUAUACACUGUGGUGCACUUAACUUGUGGAUUUUUUUUAUACUAAAAAAAAGUAGAAUAAAGACUAUUUUGAAAAUUUGAAUAAAGUGACAAAGUUGCAUUAGACCUCA